Molecule: messenger RNA, 1591 nt
Organism: Anopheles moucheti
Lineage: Eukaryota; Metazoa; Arthropoda; Insecta; Diptera; Culicidae
Product: sin3 histone deacetylase corepressor complex component SDS3-like
Exons: 4
Coding region: 189-1274 (361 amino acids)
Biological process (GO): negative regulation of transcription by RNA polymerase II
Cellular component (GO): Sin3-type complex
Molecular function (GO): histone deacetylase binding
Source: RefSeq, a predicted model, not a curated record
AGCAGCUAUCGUGGACGCUCAACGCUUUGUUUUGGUUUUGGUUUUGUUUUGUUUUGUGCCGGCAAAAAUUUAUUUCAUUAAUAUUCAAUAAUCUUCUCUAGAAGUUUGCUUUUCCUUUCAGCUGGCCUUUUUGCAGAGCUGCUUUGCCAAAGUGUUUUGGAAGAACAAGCUCACGAUAAAGAAGCAUCAUGGCAGCGAAUCGCAAUAUUUCACCGUUUGUAGAAAUAGACGGACGACAGAACGUGGAUAUUGAUUCAGACAACGACGUUAACAAUGGUGAAGACACGGAGGAUGCAAGCGAAGCGGAGAAUUCGUCUCCGCUAAAUAAUCAACCAAGCGUUGACCAGCGUACGGAAAUUCGUGAGCAAAUGUAUCAGGAAAAGCGUGCGAAUCUGUUCGGACAGCUUGAACUGUGCAAACAGCGCAAGCAUCCGGAAUAUUUAAAGAUUGUGGAACGGCUGCAGAAUGAGCUGAACGAUCGGUUGCUGCUGAAUGAGGUGGAGCGUGAUUACCUGCUAUCAUGUGCGGAGCGAGAAUGUAUCCUGGAAAAGGCAGCCGCAGAAAAAGAAUACGAGGAAAAGAAAGCCGAAUUGAUUGAGAACUUGAUAGCAGAUCUGGAGGAUCAAAAGAAGACAAUCGAACAGGAGUUCGCUACGAUGGAGCUGACAGGUGAUUCGGUCGACGUGAAGCCAAAGAUUACCCGGAAGCUACGCCGUCGCCCGAAUGAACCAUUGCCUGUGCCGGAGAAACGGCGGAAACCGCCUACAAAUCAGCUCAUAUUUUUAUUAGACGACAAGGAGAUUGAGCACGAUUUGAAGCUAAUCUCUCGUAGCAAACCAAUUUCAGCUAGUCGUGCGUCUCAACAAGCGAUAAAUGAAGGCGCUAGUGGAAGUAAUACUAGUAAUUCCACAGCCACCUCUCACAGUCACAAGAUCAGUUCCGUUUUGAAGGCAACCGACCACAAUGGAUCGCCGGCGGAGGCGUACGGAACCGGAACGACUUCAACCGGUCAUAUAACUAGCGGUCAAUCAAGUCAGCAACCGUUGGCGGAAACGCGUAUCGAGGACGGUAAGCUGUGGUAUGAGCGGCGGUGGUUUCAUCGUGGUCAACCGGUUCACGUAGAAGGUCGAGACAUUUCACGUUUUUCUGCCAACAUUUCUGCGAUCGGAAUCGAAGCAAUCUGUGUGAAAAAGACAUCCGACGGACAGAAGGUACGGAUCUGUCUAUCGCAUUUGCGCAGGGGUAAAGUCUCAAUUAAGCGUCGUGCAAAUUAGUGUUUUUUACUUUUAGAUCCUUAUGCAUUUCAUUUAGUUCUAUGCUGAGCUCUAUGUUCAUACACAUAAGAGCUGUAAGCCGUUACUUUCUUCUUUGCGUAAUUUACCAUUUCUAGUUUACUAAACUUAUUUCUACCACCUAAUCCGGAUAGUCACAAAACGAUCCAAAAAGCCAUUAAAAUAUGUAAAUCCGAUUUGUGCGAUUGAAUUCUUCAAGCAGUGUGAUGAAACAGGAUGACUAUCAUACAAAAAGAAACCAAUUUUAGGUACAAAUAUCAUUCCGGAAAACAUAUUUUCGUUUUACAAUACAUGAAGUU